AUGGGGCCGCGGCGGCUGCUGCUGGUCGCCGCCGGCCUCAGUCUGUGCGGCCCCCUGCUGUCGGCCCGCAUCCGAGGCCGCAAGCCAGAGUCACAAGCAACAAAUGCUACUGUGAAUCCCCGGUCAUUUUUUCUCAGGAAUUCCAAUGAUAGAUUUGAAAUCUUCCCAUUGGGAGAGGAUGAAGAGAAAAAUGAAAGUGCAUUAACGGAAGACAGAUUCGUCUCCCUCAAUAAAAGCAGUCCUCUUCAAAAACCACCCCCUGUGUUCAUCUCGAAAGAUGCCUCAGGAUACCUGACCAGCCCCUGGCUGACUCUCUUUAUCCCUUCUGUUUACACCUGCGUGUUCAUCAUCAGCCUUCCCCUGAACAUCAUGGCUAUCGCUGUGUUCAUCCUGAAGAUGAAGAUCAAGAAGCCAGCUGUGGUGUAUAUGUUACACCUGGCCACAGCAGAUGUGCUGUUUGUGUCCGUGCUGCCCUUUAAGAUCAGCUAUUACUUUUCGGGCAGCGACUGGAAAUUCGGGUCUGAAAUGUGUCGCUUUGCCACUGCAGCGUUUUACUGUAACAUGUACGCCUCCAUCAUGCUCAUGACGGUCAUAAGCAUUGACCGGUUCCUGGCUGUGGUGUAUCCCAUCCAGUCCCUCUCCUGGCGCACUCUGGGAAGGGCUUCCUUCACUUGUCUGGCCAUCUGGGCUAUGGCCAUCGCAGGGGUGGUGCCUCUCCUCCUCAAGGAGCAGACCACCCAGGUCCCGGGACUCAACAUCACCACCUGUCACGAUGUGCUCAAUGAAACCCUGCUCGAAGGCUUUUACGCCUAUUACUUCUCAGCCUUCUCGGCUGUCUUCUUUUUUGUGCCGUUGAUCAUUUCUACAGUCUGCUAUGUGUCGAUCAUCCGAUGUCUUAGCUCUUCAGCUGUGGCCAACCGGAGCAAGAAGUCUCGGGCUUUGUUCUUGUCUGCUGCUGUCUUCUGCAUCUUCAUUCUCUGCUUUGGACCCACAAAUGUCCUCCUGAUUAUGCAUUACUUAUUCCUCUCUCAUAACCCCGCCACAGAGGCUGCCUAUUUUGCUUAUCUCCUCUGUGUCUGUGUCAGCAGCGUGAGCUGUUGCAUUGAUCCCUUGAUCUACUACUAUGCUUCCUCUGAGUGCCAGAGGCACCUCUAUGGUAUCUUAUGCUGUAAAGAAAGUUCUGACCCCAACAGUUACAACAGCAGUGGUCAAUUGAUGGCAAGUAAAAUGGAUACGUGCUCUAGUCACCUGAAUAAUAGCAUAUACAAAAAGCUGUUAACUUAGGAAAAGGAACUGCUGGAAAUCGGUGUGAAAUGUGUUGCUUUGCCACUACAACAUUUUACAGUAAUAGAUGUAUGCCUCCAUCAUGCUCAUGACAAUUAUAAACAUUGACUUAAAAAGAGAAGGUUAAAAAGUAGAUAACCUGGGGAUUCUGUUAGUCCCUUGAAAAACUACUUCACCGUCUAAAACAACCAAUGUAUGAUUUGCAUGUCUGCUUCCUAAGAGAGCCAUCAAGCAUAUAUGUUGUUUAAUUGUCAGAAAAGGUAACAGGAAGAGAAAACAGUGUUACUUCAAGGGAGUAUUGCCUGCCAGUGCUACAAUUACUGAAUGUCACUUUUUGAUAUAUCUAGGUGACUUAUAUGUGUACAUAUAUGCACAAAUACAUAUUAUUUGCAGUGCAGUAUGAAAUAGGCACUUGGAAACUCACAUUUUCUUCCCAGCAAUUAUGGAAAUAAUCUCUGACUUAAUAUGCAAAACAUCUAGGUUGGUAUACUUUAGCCCUGGACAUCUAAAGAUAUCCAUCAAUGGUAAGGAAUUCCAUAGUUUGGACUUCACAACUUUUGCAAAUAAGUGCAUUUUGAAAUUGUUGGGAAACAAUAUGUGAGUCAUGGAAGGAUAAAGUUUGGUAUUAUCUCUGUGUAGAAAAGUUUACUAUUUUUCAUUUCAUAUGUAUCAAAGUUUGAAUUCUUGUCGAAAAUUAUCAAAAAAGAUGAAAAGCCCAUUUUGAUAUGGGUAGCAUUUUUGAUGUUUUAUACACAGGCUAUGUGAACCAAAAUGAGCAUAAAUCCCACUAGUGAGUAAACUGCCUUUUAUGCAGUCCACCCUGAGAGCUGCACAUGUCCACCCCAUGGAGGACACCAAGCAGCAGAAAAUGGCAGAGCUGCACAUUGGCCAGAAACCUCCAGAUAAGCCUCCCAGAGAGCAGAAACUGGAGACCACCACACUCCAUUUUCCUGGGGCACUCCCAAGGGUUAGCUGUGAACUGAUCGCAUCUAUAGGAAAUCCGCAAAGCAGGAUGGACAUCCUGGGAGGUAGUAACUAUGAAAGGUUUUUCUGCCCCUCUUAGGAACAGAGAAGGAAGGCAUGCUCAUGUCAAGUAGAUGUCCUGCAAGGUUGGCUCUCAUACAGAAGCACCUAGGCACUCUGAUAGGUACCAGGCCUACAGAAUAUAUAAGACUAAGAUCUUGCUCAGAAAAGCAAUGCAGAAGGCACAUAGCUAGAUUGUGAUAUGCAUGUAAUAAAUAUGUCCUAUAUAAAGAAGUGUUGUUAAUCAGAUGUCAACAAGCAUUUCACACAAGCAAACCUAUCAUCUAAAGAUCUUUGAACAUUUGGGUUUCUACUUCCUGUGAUUACAAUUUAAGAUGAAAACACAGGAAGUGUAUGUUUCUUAAAUAAGUCACUCUACAUUAAUUUGAUACUAUUUAUUUAUAAAUAUUUUGUUUAGUAAGAUCUUAAGUCAACUUUCUCUCUCUCUCUC
Molecule: messenger RNA, 2758 nt
Organism: Marmota flaviventris (yellow-bellied marmot)
Lineage: Eukaryota; Metazoa; Chordata; Mammalia; Rodentia; Sciuridae
Gene: F2r
Product: coagulation factor II thrombin receptor
Biological process (GO): phospholipase C-activating G protein-coupled receptor signaling pathway; thrombin-activated receptor signaling pathway; positive regulation of blood coagulation
Cellular component (GO): plasma membrane
Molecular function (GO): thrombin-activated receptor activity
Source: RefSeq, a predicted model, not a curated record